CCUUGAUGAGGCUCUCGCAUCAAACAGAAGUAUUAGGUUGCCAGAUACAAAAAUGUCCAUGACGCUGAAUUACUUUAUCGCCAUUGCGCUCGCCACAAGCUCCCUCGCGUCAGCGCUGCACUCAACAACUCCGACUCGCCGCUUCUCACUUCCUGUCCAGCCUACUGCCUUCCCCGAUGAUCCUGCCCUGACUACUCCCAGACCACUCGUUAUUCUCACGCCGAGUGAGUCGGAUUUUGAUGAUGUUGAAAGCACGUUGAGUUUGCCUCUAACCGCUGAAGACACCACUGUGCCCUUUCAAGAUAUUGACCCUACCGAAACUGUUAUGCCCAUACCAUUCACGCCGUCUGUUUCGUUCACAUCGCCUUCAUCUUCAUCUUCCGCAUCGUUUGCCCCCUCCACGGCAUUUGCAUCAUCAUCAUCAUCAUCAUCAACCCCAUUGACAAACCAUGCAGAGAGACGAGUCGCCUCAUCCAGCUCUCCCUCCCUCACCACAAUAACAGGAACUCACGCCACAAAGCCAUCAUCUACAUCAAACCCGGCCUCAGUGCCAACAGCCUUUGCCAACGCUGCCGUCGGCCUCAUCGCCAUUGUCGGCCUAGCAAUGGCAUUAUGAGCGUUUAUGCACCAUCUCGCCAAUUCAUACCAUUUCUGAUACCGUCUUCUUCUUCUCCAACGGCAGAUGAGAGGUCAAUUAGAAGUGGAAUAUAAAAGGAAAAAAUGAAAACAAAGGGAUGACAAAAAAGCUUCGUUUUAUAUAUGGACCAAGACGAUCCAAAAAAUUUUGUAACUAGCACGCCAGCAACAAGUAGUUUUCUUCAUAAUUCAGUAGAGGAGAGAGAAAGAGUCUGUUUUU
Trichoderma virens Gv29-8 is the source of this 856-nucleotide messenger RNA. RefSeq lists its product as uncharacterized. The transcript has 3 exons. The record is from RefSeq and is a predicted model, not a curated record. The coding region runs from base 53 to 616 and encodes 187 amino acids. Lineage: Eukaryota; Fungi; Ascomycota; Sordariomycetes; Hypocreales; Hypocreaceae.